UAUGUUUCUGAUGUCAUACAAAAUGGUUUCAUUUUUUAAAGUUGCUUUUCACAGAAGAUGAAGACGUUCAUGCAAUUCUUGUUAGCAUAAACCCAUCACUGCAUGCUUUCCUUGCCUCUUCAUAUCUUAAAACGCUAACAGCUUUCUUUCAAGGCUUUAAAGUUAUGUACCUCUGCAUCAUCAGCAUUACAUAAUUAAUCUCCCAGCUCCUUCAUUCUCUGCCAGAAUGGGAAGGCCACCUUGCUGUGAUAAAUCCAAUGUCAAAAGGGGCCUUUGGACUCCCGAGGAGGAUGCUAAACUGCUCGCUUAUGUCUCCAAUCAUGGCACUGGCAAUUGGACUCUGGUUCCUAAGAAAGCUGGGUUAAACAGAUGUGGUAAGAGCUGUAGGCUCAGGUGGACUAACUAUCUGAGACCUGACCUCAAGCAUCAUAGCUUCACACCCCAAGAGGAAGAGCUUAUUAUUAACCUUCAUCAAGCUAUAGGAAGCAGGUGGUCUUUGAUUGCGAGGAGACUCCCUGGGAGAACAGACAAUGAUGUGAAGAACCACUGGAACACAAAGCUGAGGAAGAAGCUUAUGAAGAUGGGAAUUGACCCGGUGACCCACAAGCCUGUGUCUCAAGUCCUUUCUGACUUGGGAACUAUUAGCUGCCUCUCAACUGUAACAACUGAAACACGACCCGCAAGCACCAAUCUAAUGGUCUCUAAUCAGCUUGAUCAAGAGGUGCAAUCCCAAUUCAUUAACCCAGAGAAUGACGUCCAGUCACACCAGAACGAAGCUGCGUCUUCAUGUUCCUCGUCAUCGUCAUCAUCUUCCUCUAGUAUCACACGACUAAGCUCACCUCGCUACGUCAUGGCUGCUGCUGCUGUUCCUGCCCCCUGUUCAUCGUUUGAUUGGAGCGAGUUUCUUCUGAGUGACCCGUUCAUGUGCACCGAGUUUCAACAGCUGAAUCAGUACGACAUGAAUGGGGUUUCGUCGUCGUUGAGUCCCUCGGUUAUAAUGCAGAACCAAAUUCAAUUUUCGAAUAAUGCAGGUGAUGAGGGUUCAGGAGUGGUUGUGGCUGAUGAGGCGAGCGUGAAGCGUCAAGUCUUUGAUAAGCAAUAUUGUGAAGGGACUGCUUCAUCAUCUUCAUUCGUGGAUGCCAUUUUGAACAGAGAUAGUGAGAUUAGGGCAGCAUUUCCUCAACUGCUAGAUGCAUCCACUGAUUACUAGAUUCCCCUUUUC
Prosopis cineraria is the source of this 1222-nucleotide messenger RNA. RefSeq names its product transcription factor MYB35-like. The transcript has 3 exons. The record is from RefSeq and is a predicted model, not a curated record. Lineage: Eukaryota; Viridiplantae; Streptophyta; Magnoliopsida; Fabales; Fabaceae. The coding region runs from base 227 to 1210 and encodes 327 amino acids.